UGGUUUUACUUUAUGUGUCCAUUCAAGAUUUUCUUUAUUUGUUUCUUUUCGGUUCUGUAGAGAGAGAGAGAGAGAGUCAGAGAGUUGGAGUUUGUGAGAUCUGAUAGAUUAAAGAAACCAACAAAAGGGCAAAAAGAAAAAAAGAGAAAUAAUUUUGAGAGUGAAUCUUUAACGAGGGAGAAGAAAAGAGAAAAAGAGUAGCUUUGUGUUUUGGAGUUUAGUGAAAAUGGGUAGUAAUAUGGGAAAAAUUGUUGGGUUUUUUAUUUCUUGGGUUUAAAUGGGUGGUGAGAUUGAUUAAAGAAGCUGAUGAUGAUAGUAUAUGAUACCCUUCUCUGCUUCCUGCUUUCUGCUGCUUAAGUUAAAAUCUGAUCAGUGGUGAUUAAAUGUCUCUGUGUCUGUCUCUGCAUGGAAAUAUAUAUACUUACUGUGUCUGUCUCACGUUCUUCAAAAAUUCUGCUUUCUUUAAAGUGAAGGUAGAGAUUAUAGCUUAAAAGCUUUUUCCAAGCCUAGAGGAGAAAUUGGGUAUUCUUUUUCAUUAUCACUAUAUAACUGGAGAUGAAUUUGAAUGUUUAUUUUUGUUGGGAGUAAAUGUUCAAUCUUUGAUACAUAAAGAGACUGUUAAAGUCUGAUUCUUGGUUAGAAGUAGCAGACAGAGAGGGGCUGUUAAAGUUUGAUUCUUGGUUAGAAGUAGCACAGAGAGAUAGAGAGAGAGAGAGAGAGAGAGAAGCAGAAGUGUUCUCUGUUUGCUCAGUUUCUGUGGUUCACCGCACAGUGUUUGUUUCUCUUGCACUUAACAGCAACAACAGUUACAUAUCUAAGAAAACCCUUUUCACCACCGCCACAAAAAAGCAAUGAAAGAAGUGGAAAAGAGGUUGGAUCCACAGCUAUGGCAUGCCUGUGCAGGAAGCAUGGUUCAGAUCCCUCCAAUUAAUUCGAAAGUCUUUUACUUCCCUCAAGGCCAUGCCGAGCAUUCUCAAUCGCCGGUUGAUUUCUCUUCAAGAAUCCCUUCUCUUGUCCUUUGCAGAGUCGCCGGAGUUAAGUACCUUGCUGAUUCAGAAACUGAUGAAGUAUAUGCAAAGAUUAGUCUUUUUCCAUUGCCAAGUAAUGAGCUUGAUUUUGGUGAUGAAAUUGGUUUAUGUGAUACUAGUACUAAUGGUACUAAUAGCACAGAAAAGCCUACUUCUUUUGCUAAGACAUUAACCCAAUCUGAUGCUAAUAAUGGUGGCGGAUUUUCUGUGCCAAGAUAUUGUGCUGAGACUAUUUUUCCCCGUUUGGAUUACUCUGCUGAUCCACCGGUUCAGACGGUUGUUGCUAAGGAUGUUCAUGGUGAGAUAUGGAAGUUCAGGCAUAUUUAUAGGGGGACACCAAGAAGGCAUCUGUUAACUACUGGUUGGAGUACUUUCGUAAACCAGAAAAAGUUAGUAGCUGGUGAUUCAAUUGUGUUUUUAAGAGCUGAAAGUGGUGAUCUCUGUGUUGGUAUCCGCCGUGCUAAGAGGGGUAUCGGUGGUGGAAAUGGGCCUGAAUCAUCCCCGCCUUCUGGCUGGACAACAAAUGCUUCUUGUGUUAACCCAUAUACUGGUGGAUUUUCACUUUUUCUGAAAGAAGACGAGAGUAAAGGAUUGAGAAAUGGAGGUGGCAUAAGAGGGAAAGUAAGAGUAAAGGCUGAAGAGGUUUUGGAGUCAGCAGCUCUUGCUGCCAAUGGACAACCGUUUGAGGUUGUUUACUAUCCACGGGCAAGCACACCAGAGUUUUGUGUUAAGGCCUCUUCGGUUAGAGCUUCGACCAGGAUCCAGUGGUGCUCUGGAAUGAGGUUUAAGAUGGCCUUUGAGACAGAGGAUUCUUCAAGGAUUAGCUGGUUCAUGGGUACUAUUGCUUCUGUUCAGGUGGCUGAUCCGAUUCGGUGGCCUAAUUCACCUUGGCGACUUCUCCAGGUAACAUGGGAUGAGCCAGAUUUGCUGCAAAAUGUAAAACGUGUCAGCCCAUGGUUGGUUGAAUUGGUAUCAAAUAUGCCAGUCAUCCACCUGUCACCCUUCUCACCUCCAAGAAAGAAGUUGCGGCUCCCGCAACACUUAGACUUCCCCCUUGACGGCCAAUUUCAAUUGCCGUCUUUUUCAGGCAACCCCCUUGGCCCUAGCAGCCCUUUGUGUUGUCUAUCUGAUAACACUCCUGCAGGCAUACAGGGAGCCAGGCAUGCGCAAUUUGGGAUAUCUUUAUCAGAUCUCCAGCUUAACAAACUGCAGUCAGGGCUGUUUUUGUCCAGUCUCCAGCGGUUCAACUCACAUUCUAGAGUUUCUGAAAGUUUCAUGAAAAGCAACACAAACAGCAAUGAGAAUUUAUCUUGCUUAUUGACAAUGGGGAACUCCAAUACAAAUUCAGAGAAAUCUGAUAAUGUAAAAAGGCAUCAAUUUGUACUCUUUGGUCAACCAAUACUAACUGAGCAGCAGAUUUCUCGUAGCUGUUCUACUGAUGCAGUCUCGCAAGUUCUUAGUAAGAAACUUUCAUCUGAUGAGAGUCCAGAAAAAGCAAAAAUUCAUGAUGUUUUAGGAUCUACACCUGAGAAACAAACUUCACCAGAAAAGUCAGCCAGUACUGGCUUAUCAUGGCAGAGUCUUCAUACCACUGAAACUGGCUUGGAUGCUGGUCAUUGCAAGGUUUUCUUGGAAUCAGAAGACGUGGGUCGGACGCUUGACCUAUCUGUUCUUGGUUCUUAUGAAGAGCUGUAUAGUAGGCUAGCCAACAUGUUUGGAAUAGAAAGAUCAGAGAUGUUGCACCAUGUGCUAUAUCGGGAUGCAGCAGGUGCUAUUAGACAGACUGGAGAUGAACCAUUCAGUGUCUUCGCAAAAACUGCAAAAAGGUUGACAAUUCUGAUGAAUCCAGCUAGCAGUGAUAAUAUUGGAAGGCCAUGGAUCAGAGGGAUGCGGAGUACUGAAAAUGGUCUAGAGGCAUCAAAUAAGGCUGACCCCUUGAGCAUAUUCGCAUAAACGUAGUGCGGAAUAUGAGAGUAGAUGCUAAAACUAGCAUAACUAGAUGUUGAAAAGAGUUUGCAGUUGUUGAUGUUAUAUAGGAGAAACUGGCUAUGAUAGAACUCCGAACACGCUUGUUAAAGCUAAUCUCUGAAUGUGUUUAUUAUUAGCAUUGGUGUUUCUUGUACUGAAUAUUUCUGGUUAAUAUUACAUUCACCUGUGUUUUGCUCUAAA
Molecule: messenger RNA, 3197 nt
Organism: Ricinus communis (castor bean)
Lineage: Eukaryota; Viridiplantae; Streptophyta; Magnoliopsida; Malpighiales; Euphorbiaceae
Product: auxin response factor 18
Exons: 5
Coding region: 852-2981 (709 amino acids)
Biological process (GO): regulation of DNA-templated transcription; response to hormone
Cellular component (GO): nucleus
Molecular function (GO): protein binding; DNA binding
Source: RefSeq, a predicted model, not a curated record